AUGGGAGUACCAAAGUUAUGGGACUUGGUACAGUCGACAGGUACUUAUGUGGAGUUGGAUGAACUGCAGGGUCAGACACUGGCCAUUGAUGCAUCAAUCUGGUUGCACUCAUUCGUCAAUGCAUUUCGUGAUGGUCGAGGUGAUCCCGAUCCAAACGCUCAUAUACUAGGCUUCUUCUGGAGGAUAUGUAAGCUACUACAACAUCGAAUCAAGCCUGUACUAGUAUUCGAUGGUGAAGCACCCUAUCUAAAGAUGAGAACUAUUGAAGAGAGAAGAAAGAGAAGAGAGAAUAAUGAGGCAUUGAUUGAGAAGAAUCAAAGGAAGAUGUUGUUGUUGAAUACUCUAAAGGCACAGUUGGCCAAGGCUAAUGGUAAUCAGGAUCUGGCCAGUAAGGAUUUGGACAGUUUGGUCGAUGACUUGGACUUUGACUAUGACUUUGAUGACAACAAUGAAGUGGACAGUGAUCUUGAGAUUGUUGAUGACACUAUCAUCCCAGCAUCCAACUCAAUCAAUCAACCAGUUGAUGUUGAUCAACUUGAUGACAACAAUAACAAUAACAACAACAAUAAUAAUAACACUACUCAAACAUCUGAUAACUUGGACGAUGAUGACGACGAUAUUGGUGAUUACAUUGGUGGCAUUGAUGAUGGACAGUUCAUUCAUACAUUCGAACCUGAGGAGAUUGACAAAGAAGUGUUCAGUCAGUUGCCCCAGGACAUCCAACUAGAGGUGCUAAGUCAAAUGAAGCAGGAGAAGAAGGUACAAGAUAGUCUAUCCAUACUCACUCCUCCAAAGACACCGAUAGACUUUUCCAAACAUCAGAUUGGAAGCAUAUUACAAAAGGGUAGACUCACAAGGAAGAUCUCGGAAGUCAAGGACAACAUGGAGCCAGAGAUGAAGUACAUGAAUCCAGAUGGCGAGACGAUCUUUAUACUUCACAAGAGCAACACUGCUCCAUCAUUGGCCUAUGGAUCAUCUUCAUCCACAUCCACAUCUUCAUCCACACCUUCAGCAACAUCAUCUACAUUGAAGACCAAGGCAAUGACACUGAGUGACAAGCUAGCAUUGGGCACACCAAUCCGAAGUCAACAGAAGCCAAAGAGACAGCAGGACGAUAUGUACAAACAACAACAACUGAAUGUUAAUAGUGCCAGCAGCAGCACUCAGUCCUCUCCAUUGUCAGCCAAGCUGAGUAGUAACUUUGAGCUGCUGAUCAAUCGAAAGAUCAGCUCAUUGACUCCGUCAAAGACAUUGGACAAUGUUGUUGGAGAUCGAGAUCAGCCUGUUUUUGCACGUAGUAACACUGCCAGGAACCUUAUCAAUGACCUUGUACAAGCCAAGAACACUAGCAACAUUGAUUCAGCUACAUCAACUCCAAACAAGACACCAACAAAGACUCCAACAACAUCAAAGUCAUUCACAAACGACUUCUCAAUGUAUGACGAUGAUGCCUUUAACUUUGAUCAGCCAUUCGAUGAUGACUACUUUGAUGAAGGUCCGACAACAUCAACGACAUCUACCGCAACAACAACUACUACGACAACGGCAACAUCACAAACGAACACUUCAUCACAAUCAAUGUCAUCAAAGAACAUGGGAAAGGACACAUUCACAGCUGCCAGCCUGGUUUCUCGAGACAAACCAUUGGCAUUCAAAAUAGUUGGUGGUGGAGACAGCACAAGUGGCAAAGAGGCCAACAAGGUAAAUCAUCCAAUUGACCUAUCCGAUGAUGACAAUGAUGGACCAGCGGUGAGCAUCAGCUCACCUGAGAUUGAUUCCAGUCCACAACAACAACAACCGCAAGAUGUUGAUAUUGUUGUUGACAACAAUGACAAUCAACAAUCACAACUAUCUCAAUCUCAAUCGCAACAACAACAACAUCAGCAGCAAGAUCACCAAUUCAAAAAGCCCAAGAGCAAAUUUGAUAAUGUUGAUAUAUUCGACCUUGAUGGGCCAGAUGUGGCACAGGAUCAACAGAAGAACGACGAUGCCAUCACCAUCAAUGAUCAGGAGGACGAUAAGGACAUCAUUGUGGAGAUUGCUCAUGAUGAUGACCAGACAUACGAUGGACAAGCUGUCGGUGACGAUCACAUUGAUGAACAUCCAUUCACUCACACUGGCAAUGACAAUCACAAUGGUGACAACGCCACUGCCACCAGUGCUGGCCCAUCCAAUGGUUUCCAUCAAGGUGCCAGAUUCAACUAUCUGGAAUUGAGAGACUUGGACAAAGAGAGAGAAGAGAAUGAGGAUCCAAAGUCAACGCAAUCAAGCUCAAAGAACAAGUUGAUAUUUGAGUACUUCAACUCGAACGAACGUGAUAGAUUGGACAAAGAGCUGGAGUUGGAAAAGACUGCAACAAUGAACGUCAUCUCGCAAAAGGUCAGAAGCUUCCAAUCAAUCGAUGAUGAGAUGCUUCGUCAAUGCCAUGACCUGCUCACACUCUUUGGCAUCCCAUUCAUCACGGCACCCACCGAGGCAGAGGCACAAUGUGCCGAGCUCUUUAGAUUGGGCCUUGUUGACGGUGUUGUCACAGAGGACAGUGAUAUCAUGCUAUUUGGUGACGCCAAGCUGGUGGUCUACCGUCACUUGUUCCAUCGUCCCGAGCGAUACAUCCUGUCGGACAUUGUGGUCAAGGUUGGACUGAACAGAGAGGACAUGAUCAACUUGGCACUGCUACUUGGAUGUGACUACACUGUUGGAAUCAAGGGUAUUGGCAUAGUCAAUGCGAUGGAGAUCAUCAGCGAGUUCAAUGACCUGGUAGAGUUCAAGACCUUCAUGAAGAGUGCUGCCAAGUCAGACGCUGCUGCAGCCAAACAGAUGAAUGAACGAUCCCAUCUGAAGGGCCUUGUCAAGAAUGUAUUGCUACCGGAGAGCUUCCCUUCUGACUUGGUAAAGUCCGCGUUCUAUAGUCCUGAUGUCAACUCAUCUGACGAGCCAUUCUCAUGGGCAAACCCUGAUUGGGAGUCACUGCGUCGAAUGGCUGUGGACAAGUUUGGAUGGGAGAGGUUCAAGGCUGAGAACCUUCUACAACCAAUCAUGAGGAUUGUAAAUCAACAUGACACCACCGCCACACAACCAAGUGGCAGGGCCAACAACAAUCCAGCAUCUUCACUUCCAUCAAAGCUCAAGAGCAAGAGACUGGCACAGGCCAUAGAGAGGAUAAUCAAGAAGAAAAACAAACAAGAUGGUGAUGAUGGCGAUGGCGAAGGUGAGGUUGAAGGUGAUGCGCCACAGGAUGAGGAUAUGGACAAUGCGCCAGUUGACAUGGAUGAUGGUGGAUGUGAUAGUGUCAAGACAAAGAACAAGAGCAGCAAGAAGAAGAAGAAGAGCAAGACUACACCCAAGCCAAUCCCAAAGGCAACAGCCAAGCCAAGCGCAAGCAAGAAGACAAAGUCACCAAAGAGACCCAAGGAAGACAGUGAUGUUGAAGAGGAAGAGGUGGAAGAGGAAGAGGAUGAUGAACAUGAUGAAGACGAAGACGAAGAGGGAUACAAGGACUGGGUAUCAACUGGCGACGAAGGAUCAGAUAUGGAGGAGCCUGAUAGUGAGGAUGAGAAACAACUUGUGGACACGAGCAAGGUAGUGCCAAGGAGAAGAAAGACAACAAUCACACCGCCCAAGAAGACAGCCAGACGUAAAUGA
This is a messenger RNA of Acytostelium subglobosum LB1, 3642 nucleotides long. RefSeq lists its product as hypothetical. Bases 1 to 3642 code for a protein of 1213 amino acids. Gene Ontology annotation, cellular component: nucleus. Gene Ontology annotation, molecular function: DNA endonuclease activity; single-stranded DNA binding. NCBI's taxonomy places the organism in Eukaryota, Evosea, Eumycetozoa, Acytosteliales, Acytosteliaceae. Gene Ontology annotation, biological process: nucleotide-excision repair. The transcript has 3 exons. The record is from RefSeq and is a predicted model, not a curated record.